CGAUAUCGUUCUCGAAUAGCCUCGUCUUUCUCCCAACUCUUCAUCUUUAUCUUUUCUUGUCAAAUUAAGGUAGCUACAGAUUUUGAGUGAUAAAGCUGUGAUUAGUAAAGGCUGUUGGUAUAAACAAAGUAAAGUGGUGUUAAGAGUAAUCAAAAGUGAUGCAGCCACGCAGUUAUGCCUUUGGGAGGGUGGAUGAGGCCACACACCCUGAUUCCAUUCGUGCCACCAUAUCCGAGUUCCUUUCUACCUUGAUUUUCGUCUUUGCAGGGGAAGGCUCUGUUCUUGCUCUUGAUAAAUUGUACCCAGAUACAGCUUUAGGAGCGUCAAGAUUGAUAGCCAUCGCACUGGCGCAUGCAUUUUCACUGUUUGCAGCUAUAGCAUCGAGCAUGAACGUGUCGGGCGGUCAUGUUAACCCAGCGGUCACCUUUGGUGCUCUUGUGGGUGGCAGAGUUAGCGUCCUUCGUGCCGUCUACUAUUGGAUUGCUCAGCUGCUAGGUGCUGUCGUUGCCUCUGCCUUGUUGAGGCUUGCUACUGAUGGCUUGAGGCCAGUGGGAUUCGCAGUAGCAUCAGGAGUUGGCAGCGGGAAUGCACUUGUGAUGGAAAUAGUGAUGACAUUUGGGCUGGUCUACACUGUUUAUGCAACUGCCAUUGAUCCAAAGAGGGGUAGUUUAGGCAUUAUUGCACCUCUUGCCAUUGCUUUCAUAGUUGGAGCCAAUAUACUUGUGGGUGGGCCUUUUGAAGGAGCGUCCAUGAAUCCAGCAAGGGCUUUUGGGCCUGCUUUAGUGGGCUGGAGGUGGAGAAACCACUGGAUCUACUGGUUGGGCCCAUUCAUUGGUGCAGCUAUAGCUGGACUUAUCUAUGAGUUUGGGCUUAUACAAUCUCAUGAAGCUCCGGUCCAUACUCACCAUCAGCCUUUGGCUCCAGAAGAUUACUAAACGUGUUAGCACAUUUGUUGAAGAUUUGUGCUUUACUUUGAGACUCGUUUUGUUUGUGAAGUUUGUUUGUGUCAAGUUGUUUUGUUUGCUUCUUCAAAUCCCCCUUCUUUAAUGUAUGUAUUUGUAUGGAGACUUGUCCAAUUUAAGUUGUAUACAUUUUGUAAGCUUCUAAAUAACAACGCAAUGUUGCUAGUAGUA
Molecule: messenger RNA, 1133 nt
Organism: Lycium barbarum (goji berry)
Lineage: Eukaryota; Viridiplantae; Streptophyta; Magnoliopsida; Solanales; Solanaceae
Product: probable aquaporin TIP3-2
Exons: 3
Coding region: 159-935 (258 amino acids)
Biological process (GO): transmembrane transport; water transport
Cellular component (GO): membrane
Molecular function (GO): water channel activity
Source: RefSeq, a predicted model, not a curated record